UUUUUCUUUUGGACGAUGCAUGGUUGACAGGGGCAAAAGGCUUCCUCUCUCUUUAACUUAAAAAUGAUUGAGUGCUAGGGGGCUGCAUCCACAAGCGUCCGCGCUCCUUCAGUAGAAAGCAUCAUUUGGCUUCUGAUCAUCUCGAACUCUAUCUGAGGGGCUGGAGCUACACCGAGAUUGUUACGUCAAAGUUGUUGCCAAUCGCAUACAACAUCAAGAUAAACUCAGCCAACUGGAAAGAUUUGGCUUCCAUUUCCAACCACCUCACAGAAGAUGAUCCUGUUGGUCUUGCUGUAUACUGCCUUAGCAGUCUUGAUCUGCCUCCUUCUCCACUUCCUCUAUGAGGAGCACAUCUUUAAGGUUCUCCACCUCCCUCCUGGACCUAGAUCCCUCCCUCUCCUUGGCAACAUCUUCCAGAUCAACCCCAAGCAGCUGCAUCUCUCCCUGUCUGACCUUGCCCGGAAGUAUGGGGCGACAUUCAGCAUCAAGUUUGGCCGGGAACGGGUGGUGAUCCUCAAUGUGGCAGAGACGGUCAAACUGGCCUACAGCGGGGAGGCUAUCACAAGCCGGCCCAAGAUAUUCUCCAUUGAUUUCUUCAUCAGCAAAGGCUUCAUGGCCUGCACUGACCGCCAGCAUUUCAAGAUUCACACCAAGGUCAUGAAGCAUGCUUUCCGGGUCAUCAGCAACACCAGCCUGGGGACCAAGCUGGCCGAUGAAGCGGAUAGCCUCAUUAAGACCUUUGAGGGCUAUGAUGGCCAGCCGUUCGACCCCCGAGAUGACACCAAUCUGGCCUCCCUCAAUGUGCUCUACAACAUCGCAUUCGGGAAGCGCUACCAGAAGGGGGAUGCAGAACUCCAGGAGAUUUUUGAUUAUUCCCACGACAUCAUGAAGGGGGUUUCCCCAGUCCAUCCCAUCAACCUCAUCCCCUGGCUGCAGAAUAUUCCAAACCCAUGGAUGGACUCCCUCCAAAGGGCCAAGGACAAACGAGACCAUCACCUGCUGACUCUGUACCAGCAGCACAUGGACACUUACGAGGAAGGGACAAUAAGAGACAUGGUGGAUGCUCUCAUCCGAGUUGCGAGGAAGGCAGAGAAAGAGGACGAUUGCCAGACACUAGAACUGUUGUCACCGGAACACAUCACAACCAACAUAUGGACCAUUUUCUUUGCAGGUACAGACACGGUGCUGAAUGCCCUCUUGUGGGUCUUUCUCUACAUGGCAGCUUUUCCUAAAGUGCAGCAACGAAUUCAAUCACAGAUUGAUGAGGCUAUUGGAAGAGGUAGACUUCCCUCCCUUGAGGAUGAACUAACUUUACCGCUCCUUAGUGCGACAAUCUAUGAAACGCUUCGAUACAGUUCUUUAUCACUGUUGGGUGUACCACAUGCAGCUGUAAUGGACACUGAAGUGGAUGGAUUCUACAUUCCAAAAGGUACACAAGUGAUGGCCAACUUCUGGGCAAUCAAUCAUGACCAGCAGGUUUGGCACAAGCCCUAUGAGUUUGAUCCCGACAGAUUCUUGGACCCAGAAGGGAGGCUGAGGAGCCUCAAGGAGUUCCCCUACUUCAUGCCUUUCUCCACAGGCCAGCGGGCCUGCCUCGGUAAAAACAUUGGCAAGUCCGAGGUUUUCGUACUCAGUGCCUGCCUCCUGCAGAGAUUCACACUUGAGAUGCCCCCCGAGACACCGCAAGACUUACAGCCAAACAUCCACUUUGACCUGGUGCCAAAACCUUACAAGAUAAUAGCCAAGAGGAGAAACCUUCCCGGGCACUGAACUCUUCUGCUCGUCCUACACCUAUUCAACAUUUUUGACGACACCAUGUUUUGGGGAAAAAUGAAUGACUAAGUAACAUUAAUGUUAGAUUUUCAAAUGCUUCAUAUUUGCAAGUAAAAGUGAUUCCAUUUACAUGUACUUGGAGCUAGUAAUGUACAAGGCAUCUAUUAAGGGGAAAUCCUUGCAGUAGAAAAAUAAUACCAAAGGCAAAGAGGAAGCUAAGCCCCUGAAGUUGACUUAAAAAAUAUUUCAACACGGUUUGUAUUUACUCCAUUUUCACAUUUUUUAUACACCUACUGUGCAAGAAAUUAGACCCAAAAAGCGGUCAGACUAAGCAAACAUGUACUAGUACAAUCAAUUUCAUAUAGCUAUUUUCUGUUUGUGAUAGGACAAAUGUCAUAGGAACAAAACUCAACGUAAAAACAAAAAUGUUUUGCCUUCGAAAGUUUGUCUUUACAUUUCUGAUUUGUCUGACCACAUCUGCUCCUGGUUGGACAAAUACAAAAGAUGGUUGGAAAAUGACAAAUGUCCUACUGUAAUUUCAUGUUCAGUGGCUUCAUGUAAACAAUGAGAAUUAUUUUUACUCAUUCUAAUAUAAACAAAUUAAGCCAACGGUACAUGUAACAGUCAACAUUUUGCUAAAGGAUUGAAUCAUAUUGUUUUAAACAAUGCAUCAGAUAUGAUAUUCACAACAGGACAAAUUUGGUAGUCAGUAAACAACCAGGAGAAAAAUUGUCCCCCGAUUUUUUUGCCAAAAUUGUACAUUUUAAAAGAAGUUACCUUCAAGUUGAAGUACUACAUACAUUAUUAAACUGAUGCUAAAUACCCUGAUCAGAAGCAUAGCUCACAAAAAAGUGAUUAAGGCAUGGCUGAAAAAAUAUUGCGUGUGUUAGCUACAAAUUAAAAAAUUCCUUGAAUUUCCAAAUCAUGUACAUGUGAAGUGCUUUAAAAUAUUUAUUUGUUUAUAACUAUGCAAAACUGUGGCAUUACCCUUUAACACAAAUACCAAAGUCUAUGUAAGUAUGAAAAAUUAAUAUUUUUAUGUACUGUAAAUACUAAAUAUUGCAUUUGUAAAUGUUGUACAGUGUAAAUGUACAAUACCGGUGUGAUAAAAAUGUGUAUGGAUUGCGAGCUGGAGUAGAUUCCAGCUGCCCUUUUUUAGCACUCACAAGAUACACUGUACGUGUUAAAGGUUAUAACAUCUGGGACCCAAAGUCCUACUGGAACACAACUAUGUGUUACAAUGGUCAAAAGUGAAUUGUAUGCCCAGUGAUUUAUUGUAAAUUAUGCUGCCUUUUGCAAAUGUAGAAAAAGCACUUGGAAAUGAAACUGAUGUACCUAUAGUGUAAUUCAACCACCAGAAUUAGAAGCCAUUACUGCGGUGGCACAACGUGCGUAAAUAGGUAGCACACACACAUGCCACAUUGACCAAUAGGGUGUUGCGAUUUGCAAAAAAUGUGCGCGCCUCAAUAUCAGGAAUGUGAGUAUGACCAUGACACCACCACAGUAUGGCGUCUCCUUGGAUUAGUCUAUAGUGUAAUUCGACCACCAGAAUUAGAAGCUAUAACUGCGGUGGCGCAGGGCGUGUGGGCAGGUGGUACGCGUACGUUACAUACAUCUUCGACCAACAGGGUGUCGUGAUUUGCCACAUGCAUGCGUGCGUCAAGCUGAAGAAUGUGCGUGUGAG
Molecule: messenger RNA, 3457 nt
Organism: Acanthaster planci (crown-of-thorns starfish)
Lineage: Eukaryota; Metazoa; Echinodermata; Asteroidea; Valvatida; Acanthasteridae
Product: steroid 17-alpha-hydroxylase/17,20 lyase-like
Biological process (GO): progesterone metabolic process; hormone biosynthetic process
Molecular function (GO): iron ion binding; heme binding; steroid 17-alpha-monooxygenase activity
Source: RefSeq, a predicted model, not a curated record